This is a messenger RNA of Lucilia sericata (common green bottle fly), 1191 nucleotides long. RefSeq lists its product as uncharacterized. NCBI's taxonomy places the organism in Eukaryota, Metazoa, Arthropoda, Insecta, Diptera, Calliphoridae. The record is from RefSeq and is a predicted model, not a curated record. The transcript is spliced from 3 exons. The coding region runs from base 390 to 926 and encodes 178 amino acids.
AAUCAAAAAUUAAAUUUAUAAUAUAAAAUAAUUUAUAAUGCUAUCAAAUAAAGCAAUAAGAUUAAAAAGCAAACGAGAAGCAAAAAAUAUGAUGGAGUCUGCUUAUAAUGAAGUGGGAUCAUCCAAAAAACAAGUUAAAGGCAGGGAAACAUCUGAUUGCGAUGAUGUCCCAAUGAAAGUCAGUUCUUUCGAAAAAUUGGUUGAAUCGGAUUUCACUGAAACAUCAUCCGUUUGCGAUAAUUUUCCAGUUGAAUAUAUAGAAGAAGUGAAUUGCAACAAAUACAAAACAAACCGCCAGAUAAUCAGACAGGUAUAAGAACAUUAUAAAUGUCAUAAUUUCAUUCAUUAUACUUUAUAUUACAUUAAUUCUUUCAGAUAGUAAACAAAAUAUGUUGACGGAGAUUUUAGGAGAAGUGCGCACGCUAAAACAGCAAAUCGACAGACUAACAGAGGAAGUGAUAACCGUAAGAAAUGAAGUGCGUCAGUUAAAAUUAAUUUAUUCUGAGGAAAUUAAAACCAAUUUAGUGCCACCUUUACCCAUAAAAACUGUAAAACAGUUGGAAGAAUUACAUAAACAAAUAGAAGAGAACGUGGAUAUUGUAGCUCAAUUGAAAUACGUUAUUGGUAAAGUGGGUGGCGACAGCUCCAACUCGUUUGUCAGGAAUGCAAUUAAAAAAAUGCUGAGCGAUGAUGUGGCUGCAAAAUUGAGUUGGCGUGGAACGAACAGUAAGCCCAGUAUUCAGGAAUUCAAUAUAACGAAAAUUAUAACAAGUGUCUGCCAUUCAAAAUUUCCGAAAGCUGAUGAUGCAGGUAUAAAUAAGGUAUUACAACAACAUUUUGUUCAUGCUGGUGACCGUCUCAGAAAGAGUGACCGAACCAAAAAGAUUGAUGAAGCCAAGAAAAUUGACGAUUUGGCUGAAAAAUAACUUUAUUUUUUAAUAAUUUUUCUAUUGCAUAAUUAUUUCCAUUAUUCAUAUGUAUGUAUUUAUUUUCAUAAUUGAAUUCAAAUUUAUAAAAAUAACUUUAUUUUUUAAUAAUUUUUCUAUUGCAUAAUUAUUUCUAUUAUUCAUAUGUAUGUAUUUAUUUUCAUCAUUGAAUUCAAAUUUAUAUUUAAUUUUUUUUUUAUUUAAAGUUGACAAAAAAUGCCAAUGCAAUAAACAGUAUAAAACGAAUAUCAAUACUUUUUAUUUU